Panicum virgatum (switchgrass) is the source of this 5084-nucleotide messenger RNA. RefSeq lists its product as uncharacterized. The coding region runs from base 776 to 2776 and encodes 666 amino acids. NCBI's taxonomy places the organism in Eukaryota, Viridiplantae, Streptophyta, Magnoliopsida, Poales, Poaceae. The record is from RefSeq and is a predicted model, not a curated record. The transcript has 4 exons.
GAGUCGCUCUCUUAUCCAUUUCCAAAGGGAGGAAAAGGAUUUUAGCGUGCGGCAUGCCAGGGUUUUAAAGCUCAUCCCGCCGGUCGCCGGCUCGCCGCCAUGGCCAUGGCCAUCAACGCCCAGACUCUGCUUACCCCGCCUCCGAUCGGCCUCUUACUCUAGCUCCCCGCGUCUCGCAAAAUGGCGACCGUCACCUCCUCGCCGUUCCUCGGGACUCCCCGCUUCUCCAACCAGAUCGCCGCCAGCCCCACCACAUCCGCACCAGGGGGGCGCCCCCGUUCUCAGAAUCCGUUGCUGGAGGCGCUUCGCGGCUUCCCGAUGCGAGGUCUCCCUCAUUCCGGCGCGGUUUCCCCGGUCGCUGCCCCGGCGCCGGAACACGCUUCGGGAUAAGGCCUCGCUGCUCUGGCAGCCGCCGGUUGUUCCACAUCAGGUGCGUCAUCCAUAUGGUGAGCCCCCCAAGUUAGAGUCUUUGGACAGCCAGGAGCCAAAAUCUGGUUGCUUGGAUGCUUUCCCGUCGUCUGAUCUAAAGGUGAAAUGGGAAAUUUCUGGUGGUCUGGGUUCUUCUCGAAGUGGUAAUGUGGAAUCAGAAUCGGAAUUGGACGGUGAGAAGGAUGCGACUGGAGUCACAGAGGAGGACUGCAGAAUUGCGGCUGUUCCUGUGUUCAGUGUUUAUGAAGGUCCAGAUGGAAAUGCUGUCCACAUUGAGGUGGAUGAGGAUGAAACCAUUGUCAGGAGUGAGGCUGCAGUGGGCGAGGGAGGUGUUGAUUCAGAGUAUAUGUCGUCUCGUGCAAGAGUGAUGGCUAUGGACCUCGAACACGGCGAGCAUGUGGCUCCAAAGAACAGCUCAAUGGUUCAGUUUGUAGCAGCUGAUGGGGUGGAAUCACCAGUUCUUAAUGGGGAGGUUUCAGUUUCUCAGAGAAAUGUGACCCCUUUGCAGAGCGUCACAUGGAGUGGUUUGGCAACAUUGUGCGGUGUCUGCCUUGUGUUUGCUGUGUCCAACUUGAUACAGACAAAUAGCAAGGCCCACCUGCUGAGGAGAUUGCUAUAUAUGCGUAUGCCUGGGAUGGAAUGGGAGGGAAUCAAUAAGGAGAAAAUGGCAAUGCUCAAAAAUGCACAUAGGUUUCCAUUUAGUUUACCUAGAAGGCCGCAUCUAGACAGGAAAGAACUGAUGAAUAACAUCAAACGAGCCAAGGAAUUGAGGGAAUGGUUCAUCUUCAGAAAUUCAUUUAGUUGCAAAACAGCUGCUGAUGGUGAUGAUGCAAGCAUUGCAGAAAUCAGAAGAACGGUUACAGAGGGCCAAACACCAGAAGGAAUCCUUGAACAAUGUAGCAUUGAAAAAAAUAUUGAUGUCAUCUUUCCACCCCUAUUCACUAGUGAAGAAGAAGUUUUUUCAAUCAAUGGUAGUCAGUCCGAUUUUGAUGAUGUGUCAGACUAUAGCAUACCUGGUUUCAGUUUGUCAAGUGAUAAAAUUGAGGAAACUGUCGAGAGGGCUGUGGAUAUGAAAAACGGAGCAGCAGUCAUGAACUAUUUGGUAAAAGAUGAGGAUAAUAUUGGAGAAAUAGAACUGCCUGAGCCUGCUUAUGACAAUGAUAGGACAACUGGUGCAAAUGACGGAACUUCUGAUAUCAACACAGCAGAGAAAGAAGCACAAAUGGGUUCUGCAGAUUCUCAUAAUCUGGAUCCUAAUAGGAUUAACAGAACAUCUUGUGAAUUGGAAAGUGAAGAAUUUGCAGAGAUAUGUGCAAAUAAUAUGGACAGCAUUCAAGGAACAAAAUCAUCACUGCGGUGCAUUACUGACCACCAGAUAAUUUAUACAAAGGAUAGUGCUCAUGAGUAUAGCAUCAAUGUAGUUUCCAAAUCAGCUGAUUGUUUUGACUCCUCAUCAUCUGAGUUGAGGAACAACAAAACACCAAUGGACAUUAGUGUGUGUGAUGUCAAUGCAAUUCAAGAAGUUGGAGUUCCCAGGAUUUCUGCAAAGGAUACUCUGACUGCUCACUGCAAUGAGUUUGCUAAUAAUAUGAGCAUAAUAGGUCACAAAGCAUGUAAAACUCCAAUAGUGACCGACAUCGUGACUGCAACAUCACCUCAUGGAAGCAGCAAAGAGCCUACAGAUCUGAAGAGAGAUAACAUGAGAUUAGUACAGGAACCAAAUCCAUCCAUUUGCACAAGGAAUGACAAACAGCCAAGUCAUGUGAAUGAGAAAGAGCAUAAAGAAAGAGCAAUACAGAAAGAAGCACAGGCUCGGUCAGAAAUAGAGAACACUAGGAUACAGAUACUUGAUAGUGCUUGCAGAUCUUCACUAUAUGCUCCUGAAGAAGAAACUGCUCAACACAAAAUUUCAAAAUGUUCUACAUCAGAAAAGAAGCAAGAGAAAAGAACUUCAUCCAGCAAAAAAUCUAGAGCGCAUCUUUUGAAAAACAAAGGCAAACUACAAAAAGAAGUAUGCAGCAAUAAGGAAGCAAAGACAAAGCAGUCAGAACAAGGUAUACCUGGAACCAAAACUGUGAAUGAUCCAUCAAAUGGUGUACAGAAAACGAAGAAACUGGCAAAAAAACGGCUAAAGAAACUGCAAAGCAAUAUGGGUAGAGUAGCCACAGAAGAUGAUGUUCAAAGUAGUAUGGAUGUUCAGAAAAAUAACAGCCUGAAUAUUACAAAGCCAAGAAGGACAGCAAAUGUGAAAAAUGCAUUUCGCAACCAAGAGGCUCAAACUAGUGAUGAAUAUCUGAAAACAGCUCAUGAAGUCGGUUCACCUUAUAACUCACCAACUGACAAGUGAAAUCUCUUGCUGUGGCAGCUUUUUCUGCACAGACUAAAGUUUCAAAGGUAGCCAUGUGCAGGUUUCAAGAUCCCUGGAUGCCUUUAGUGAUGAUCAGACAAAUGGUCAUGAGAAGAGUUAAAGUUCAACUUCCAAACCAUUGAAAGGGUGGAGAUAGCUGCAUUAGAAACUGAAAAGGAAAAUGAACAUUGAUCGACAUUAAUCAAACAUGGACGUAACUGCUCCCAAGAAGAUAACAAAGAGGUAUUAUCAAUGACCCUUUUCCCAUAAGCUAGUAAUAAUUACGCUGCAAGAUGUCACUGUUAAAGCGUCGCAAAUCACACAUUUUUUAAUAUUAACAAAUAGGAAUUGAUAAUCGACUUAUGUGCUAAAGAAUAUAGAAAGUGUCUCAAGUAUUUACCUACAUAUUUAAGAUGCUUCUGCAGAGUUGCGCCCAAUUAAUAUGCAGCACAUAACAAUAGUGUCAAACUAUCACUGAUGCAUUGAACAAGCAUCAGCCAAAGAGGAUCAUCUUUCUUGCUUCCAGAAGGGUAUUGAGCUAAAGAGGUUGCAGGUGUAAAAGUGUGGUAAUGUGCUGUCCGAGCAUUGACGAGUACAUACUGUUUGAGCCUGAGCACCCGUAUGAAAUUUUACUCACCUUCUUGGGUUCCUGAUAUUUUUACAGUUCUGCAUUUCUAGCUGAAAGUAUGAACUUUUGCAAUCAUAUUACUUCCACUUGAAGCAUUUGUUAGUUUAGAAUGCGUGCUGUCAAACUUUGGCCAAUGAUAUCGGUACAGCUGUUACACAUGGUACUUCCUAAAUAGCCAUGUUUAGCAUUGUGAAAACCUAACAUCAAUUAAUUGAGCAAGCACAAUUCACAACCUUGUUCGUCUAUCCAAAUGCAUAAUACAAAAUAAUGAUGAAAAAAUACUAUGAGCUACACAGCCAAUCCUGGACGAUGGCAUUCUACACUGAUACUGGUGCAUGGUUCCUCCCAAGUCCUAACUGAUAAUGCGGGAAGGACCCCUUGGUGACUUCUGUGGUUUCAAAUCACGAAAUGGAGGGUGUGGUGUGGUGGGAAAACCCCCGCCCAUCUCGUCGAUGGUUCAGGCCAAUUCGAGUUCGAGAACGUGAUCAGGUUGCAUCCUCCUGCUGUCCUGCAGGUAGUGAUUAUGUCGAGCUCACCACGAUAUACCUGACCUUAGUAUAUUCUUUUAUUUUUCUGUUCUCUUUUUACAUUUUGCUGAAUAUAGGAUGCACAACAGAUCCUGCAAGGUGAUUGUCCGAUCCGUCAUCCUUUUCAACUCCGGAUUCUGAUCGUCUUUAUGGACCCGUCAUGCUGUUGAACCAGAACACAGCCAUGGCCACCGCGAAGGUCAGCAUGCUCGAUCUCCCCUCGUCAGAGCUGUGUGACUUCGGCACGCGGCGCUACGGCCGACGCGCUCCGCUGCGCUAGGAGCCUCGCUACUGCCAUCGCCAACGCUUCCUCUCGUCCUCCCGUCGUCUUCAGCCUGCUCUCGACCUGCGUGCUUGUUCACCCGCGGCGUGGCGGAGGCCUGUGUCGGCGACGGAAGCGCCGCCGCACCAGCACCGCCUCCCGUGAUCGCAGCAGCUGCCUGUGUAUUUCUGUUUCACCUCAUGACUGCCGGGAAAGAAUCCUGCUUACCUUGGCAAGCGGCAAGGGAAGGCGCGUAGAGGAAGCACCCGGGCAGCGGCAGCAUGAGCGGGAGGGUGAGGAGGCUGGUCACGAGGGAGGCGAACACGCCGUUGGACAGCAGCAGCGAGCACACGCAGCGGUGGCCGGCGUCCAGGGCCCUGUUCAGAGAUGAGCAGCAGGCGUCGCUGAUGUUGCUGCCGCCGCCUGCACUACCGGCGGCGGACGCCGCCAUGCACGGCACCAAGUCCACCUCCUGGAAGUUGCAGCUCGGCAAGACCACCACCUGGGCCCUCGCCGUGGCUGAGAUCGCCACUAGUACUCCGACAAGUAGCAGAUGGAGGGUAGCGGCCACGGCGUGUGGUAAUCUGCUGGUAAAGGUCAACAUACUUCACUUGCUGAGGCGUCUGGAUCCUGUUCAAUGAAACAACUGGCUGGCAUUUGCGUUAACGUUAUAUGCUAUAUGGUAGCCCUUUGGUUGGUUUCGUUACGACAUGCAGGGAGCGCCAUGGGUAGGUAGGUGCGCUCGGUCAGUCAAACACACGCUUCUGUUGUAAUUCAGGCAUGAGCAAGAAGGGCACAUGCUGUGCAUGAGUCAACUGCAAACUUCAUCUCGCUACUACUUGUAGGUUUCAAGAAUCAACAAGGAUACACGCAAAAGAAAAACGUUUCGAA